Molecule: messenger RNA, 1086 nt
Organism: Aspergillus melleus
Lineage: Eukaryota; Fungi; Ascomycota; Eurotiomycetes; Eurotiales; Aspergillaceae
Exons: 1
Coding region: 1-1086 (361 amino acids)
Biological process (GO): positive regulation of transcription by RNA polymerase II
Cellular component (GO): nucleus
Molecular function (GO): transcription cis-regulatory region binding; DNA-binding transcription factor activity
Source: RefSeq, a predicted model, not a curated record
AUGGAGAUGCGACGGCAAGCACUGAACAUCAUUGAAGAGGAAGCAGUUGCCGGAAGGACUACUGAGAUGUCUCUUUUGUCGCUCUUUAUGCUGGGGCAAUCUGCUAGCUGGCAUCUGCAAGCAGAUGUAGGUCUGUCACAGUACCGGCUCGCUAAGAAGAUUAUGGCGAGCGGAAGGCGUCGCAGCAACAUAACAGAUGAUUUGAGUUCCCCUGGGCGAAACUCAGUGUUUUUCCAGCAGUCUUUGGACUAUUGGAAGAUGCUACUUUCAUUCGUCACGCCCUUGGAUGAUCCCGCGUGUCCUCCGGGAGAGCCCCAAGGUCUGAGUUUACCUUUGCAGAUGAUCCCUCAUCCCUGGGCAAUAGUUUCGCCAGACUUGAUGGACCGGAUUCACGAAGUAGGUCGGCUUGUAUACAAUCACAGACGGAUGACUAUGCGAUCGAAAUUCUGGCGACGAACAGACCUUGCUAUGCUGCAGGACAUGGUUCAGGACGUUGGAUCGAUCGAAGUUUAUCUAUUGAACUAUCAACUUCCCGCACAAGAGGACAUUGUUGAUCCAGGCGAUGAUACGACACCCGUUUCGCACUUCCUAUCAGUCGCUCAGGCUUAUCAACUUGUCGCCCUGCUACAGAUCUACCGAGUAUUCCCGGACAUCCUUGAAGAACGUCUCAUGUCAGAAACCCCCACACCUGCCUUCGAAGGACUGCCGCAGCCCUCAUCAGACAGUGCCGAACAAUGGAUCCAGCAUCUUGCCAUGCAUACAGUUAGCAUCCUUCGCAAAGUACCAUUCGAGUCUCAUACUCGCUCGAUACAGGCCUUUCUUCUCGUGGCCUUGUCCAGCGAGCUGCGAUAUCCGACAUCCCCUGACGACAUUGAAAUUGUAACAAAUGAGAUGCUGGAGAUCACUGAAGCCCGAAAGUUCAUUCGUGGCAGACUCGAGGCUUUCAGGUUUGUCUUUGCUCCGCAGCCGGCGCAGCGUAAACUUGAUAUUGUACUGAAGGUCUGGGAGCAAUCGGAUAGGGGAAUGCCGAAUGUGUACUGGAUGGACGUGAUGAUAGAGAAUGGAUGGGAGGUUCUAUUUUGUUAA